AUGCCGAAACAUUCUGGUAGCUUGAAGAAGACAUCGCUCAGCUCGAUUGAGCAAUACGAGCUGAGCCAAUGGCUAAAGGAUAAUCGCAUCAAUGCAUCCAAUCUGAGGCGUUCUUUUACGGACGUCCAUCCGCUGGCACGCCUAAUGCUGCGUCACUUUCCGAGACUGAUCGAUCUCAACUACUAUCCGCCGCGGAACAGUGUGCAGAACAAGUUGUGCAAUUGGGAGUCCUUCAACAAGCGGGUGCUGGCCCGUCUCAAUCUGCAUCUGACACGCGAACAGAUGGUACGGGUGGCACGCAGUGUGCCCGGAUCCGUCGAUUUGCUGCUGUACAGCGUGAUGCGUAUCCAAAAGAUGGCGGAGCGGCGAGCGCAGGCUGCGCAAGACUCUAGCGCCGAGCAGGACGACGACGACGAAGCGUCCAAGCCGGGAUCCGAGUCGCAACCGGUGAGCAAGACUCCGGCUAAGGCAAUGGAUUCCGUUGUAGGCAAUAGCGUCGCCAGACCAAAGGACAAAACACUAAAGAUGAAACGCACAGAGGCUGCAGGCCACAACAAGAGGCAGCGAGGUAGCAAGGAUCUACAAUUGACCUGGCAAAGAGGUGAAAUAUACAUGUACAGCAGUACCGAUAUCGAGUGCCCGAUUGAUAUGGUAGUGCGCAGAAAUAGAAUGCACACCAUAAGCAGCAAGAGUCUGAGCAACGAGGAGAUUGCCGAGGUGCACAAGUGGCUGCAACAGAAUGAGUUUAAUGCAUCGCGAAUUCGACGCGAAUUCUCCGAUGUGCUGCCGUUGGCGGAGAUGAUGAAGCGGGAUUAUCCGCGUCUCGUCGAUCUCAACAACUUUCCGAAGCGCAGCAGUGUACAGCGUAAGGUGGCCAAUUGGGAGGCCUUCAACUACAAGGUGCUCUCCAAGUUCAAUCUACAAAUGAAUCCCGAGUUCAUAUUGCUGCUCGCGACGGGUGCACAUGGCGCCGCCGAGGUCUUACUUAGCGAGAUAAUGCGCGUGAAGAAGCGUCAACGUGUGGUGGAGUCACGCAAUGCGAUCCUUGCCCAGGAACAGAUCUGGGAGGAGAACGAUGAGGUCAAGACGGUGAUCGUUAACAAACAGGUGGGCGACGGCAUCGUUCAGGUGCCACAGAAAAUGAUACUCUAUUCGCUCUACGAGAAUAUGGCCCGUGACAAUCAAGCCAAGGAUUUGAUAAUUGAAACGAACCGCAAGCGACUCGCCCACAUGGAGAACAUCAUCAAGGUGAAGACCGAGCGCAUCGACGAGCUUCUCAUCCAAGUGGGCAAGUCACCCACCAAUAAGCCACAAGUCAGUCCUCGGUCCAGCUUCACUUCACGUCUCGCCUCCACAUCACUGCUCAGCUACGAGGCUCUGGGAUGCACACGUAAACGCCAUCCGAAUACGCCCGUCUCCUCCGACUAGCCAGCCGGAUGGAGGAGACAAAAGGCAGGGAAAGAGAGAGAGAGAAGCACACUAACAGAGUGAAAAAGAAAGAGGAGGGAAAUGGUACUGCGUUUGGAUUUGGAGUUUAUCUAUUAUAUAUUUUUUUAAUUAUAGCAGAUACAGAUACAGAGAGAGAGA
Molecule: messenger RNA, 1587 nt
Organism: Drosophila grimshawi
Lineage: Eukaryota; Metazoa; Arthropoda; Insecta; Diptera; Drosophilidae
Exons: 2
Coding region: 1-1428 (475 amino acids)
Biological process (GO): regulation of cytoskeleton organization
Cellular component (GO): axoneme
Molecular function (GO): microtubule binding
Source: RefSeq, a predicted model, not a curated record